Paramecium sonneborni is the source of this 1521-nucleotide messenger RNA. Lineage: Eukaryota; Ciliophora; Oligohymenophorea; Peniculida; Parameciidae. The record is from the annotation of a GenBank genome assembly.
AUGAUCAGAUUUGUCACUCGUUUUGUAAGAUAAUUCUCAUCACAAAUUGUAAUCUCUUAUUAUCAACUUAGGAUGGUAUUAUUGAUAUUGGAUUACCUUCACUUUCUAAAGGAGUCUUAACUAUUUGUCCUACUCCUAUUGGAAAUUUAUAAGAUUGGACUCCAAGAUAAGACAAAGCACUUUUUGAAGCUGAUGUUAUUGCUUGUGAAGAUACUCGAAUUACAGGAUUUCUUAUUAAAAUGAUAAAGAAUAAAAAAUUGACUAAUGAAUAAUUAUCUAUACCAGAUAAUCCUAAAGAUUAUGAUUUAGAUGAUGAUGAUUUCUCACUUUAAGAUGUUAUAUUUGAUUCAACCAAAUAAUUAUAAUUGUAUUUAUAUAAUAUCUACCAAUUUUAGAAAAUUACCAGAAUUAAAUUAAUAAGAAAUUACUGCUGCAGAUAUUAGUUUUUAUAAAUAGAAAAAAAUAGAAGAAAUGAAAGAACGUGUAUCUUAAGAAGUUAAAAAAUAAAAAGAAUAUUUACAUUAAAAAGAUCCAUUAAAUUUUAUGGGAAAAUAAGAAUAUGAAGAAGAAAUGAAUCCAACUGAAUUUGAAGUAUAUGGAUUAACUGCUCCAUUUAUGGUUUAUCUAAGAAAUAAAAUAGCUGUUGCAAAAAAAAGAAAAGGAAGAGGUGUUUUAAUUAGUUGUCAUAAAUUUAAUGAAGAUAAAAGAAUUGAUAGACUUAUUGCAAUGCUGAAAAUGGGUUUAAAUAUAACAUUAGUUUGUGAUGCAGGAACACCAGCUAUUUCAGAUCCUGGUUAUUAAUUAGUUAAUAAAUGUAUUGAAAGAAAUGUCAAAAUUUAAGUAAUACCAGGACCAAGUGCUAUUUCUGUUGCUUUAAGUACUUGUGGAUUUCCUACUGAUAAUUUCUCAUUUCUUGGAUUUCUCUCUAAAGAAUAACAUGAUAGAGAUUAAAAUUUAAGAUUUUAUUUAAAAUCUCCUUGUACUUUAGUAUUAUUUGAGUCUCCCUCUAGAGUUCAUUAAACAUUAUUAACUAUUGAAAAGAUCUAUGGAGAAACUUAAUAAAUCUGGUUAGGAUUUGAAUUAACAAAGAAAUUCGAAAAAAAAAUAAGAGGAAAAUGUAGAGAAGUUUAUGAAAUGUUAACUGAUCCAAAAAUCAUUCGACCUUCCCAUUUAAAAGGUGAAGUCACUAUUAUCAUUGCUCCUUAUACUACUACUUAUAAUGAUGAAUUAAAAGCUUAAUAAUACUAUUCUAGAAAUUAAUCUAAUGAAUUCUACUAAGAAGAGGAAGAAAGCAUUUAAAAUUAAAUUAAGAAUGUUGAAAUCUUAUAAGUAGCUUAAGCAUUUGGAGAAAAAUUUAAAGGUUCUGAUAGAGAAUUUAAUGAAGUAUUACAAAAAGCAUUAAGAAUUUCAAAAACAAAGGCUACAAAAUUAAUAGUUGAAGUUAGACAUAUGUAAAGAAUUGAAUAGAAUAUAAAAAAAUUAAAAGAUGUUAUAGGAGAAGGAGAAGAUUAUUUUAAAUGA